Closterium sp. Yama58-4 is the source of this 3096-nucleotide messenger RNA. The record is from the annotation of a GenBank genome assembly. Lineage: Eukaryota; Viridiplantae; Streptophyta; Zygnematophyceae; Desmidiales; Closteriaceae.
AUGUUAUUAGGCAAACCAAAGGCGUCGCUCACACCUCAGCCUUGUCGUUGUGCAGUUAGCAGCAAUUAUUUCUACGUGGAUCCCGAAUCGUCAGAGUUUGAAGAUGACGUUAUCGUUGUCAGAGGAUACAGCAGAUCACACAGCAUACAGUACAGAGCACACUGCAGAGCACACAUCGGAGCACACAGCAGAGCACACAGCAGAGUGAACAGCAUGCGGUUCAAGGCGAUUCUCACGACGGACGGAGUGACGCUCCUCGAGCAACGCUUCCUGCCGGCGUUUGAGCGCAUAGGGCGGGUGUGCCACGUGUACCUCACUCCUUCAGACGUUUUCCUCCUGCACAACGUGCUCUCCGCUGAUGGUGUGCAGGCCAUCGCACAGUUCCCCACUGCCGAGCUGUUCUCGGAGCAUCUCAUCAGCAGCGCCAGUGCCGACCGCAUUGCCUUCUCGCUCGACCUCUCGCUGCUCGCCCGCGCCCUCCGCUCCUCGCUUGCCACCGCCGCCACGCGCCACCAGCUCAAGCUCGUCAAGAAGAGCACCAACCCCUCCACGCCCGCGCUGCCCUUUUUAUCUCUCGAGGCUCAGGGCGAGCGGUCGAGCAUCGUGCAGGACAUCCCCAUCUCGACGCCGCUGCCGCGCUCGCAGCUGAACGAGCUGCAGGCUGGCAUCGACCUCGUGCACUCGCUGCCUGAGCUGAACGAGCUGCAGGCUGGCAUCGACCUCGUGCACUCGCUGCCUGAGGUGAGGCACUCGCUGCCUGAGCUGAACGAGCUGCAGGCUGGCAUCGACCUCGUGCACUCGCUGCCUGAGGUGAGGCACUCGCUGCCUGAGCUGAACGAGCUGCAGGCUGGCAUCGACCUCGUGCACUCGCUGCCUGAGGUGAGGCACUCGCUGCCUGAGCUGAACGAGCUGCAGGCUGGCAUCGACCUCGUGCACUCGCUGCCUGAGGUGAGGCACUCGCUGCCUGAGCUGAACGAGCUGCAGGCUGGCAUCGACCUCGUGCACUCGCUGCCUGAGGUGAGGCACUCGCUGCCUGAGCAACUGAACGAGCUGGAGGCUGGCAUCGACCUCGUGCACUCGCUGCCUGAGGUGAGGCACUCGCUGCCUGAGCUGAACGAGCUGCAGGCUGGCAUCGACCUCGUGCACUCGCUGCCUGAGGUGAGGCACUCGCUGCCUGAGCUGAACGAGCUGCAGGCUGGCAUCGACCUCGUGCACUCGCUGCCUGAGGUGAGGCACUCGCUGCCUGAGCUGAACGAGCUGCAGGCUGGCAUCGACCUCGUGCACUCGCUGCCUGAGGUGAGGCACUCGCUGCCUGAGCUGAACGAGCUGCAGGCUGGCAUCGACCUCGUGCACUCGCUGCCUGAGGUGAGGCACUCGCUGCCUGAGCUGAACGAGCUGCAGGCUGGCAUCGACCUCGUGCACUCGCUGCCCCAGCUGAACAAGCUGCAGGCUGGCAUCGACCUCGUGCACUCGCUGCCUGAGGUGAGGCACUCGCUGCCUGAGCUGAACAAGCUGCAGGCUGGCAUCGACCUCGUGCACUCGCUGCCUGAGCUGAACGAGCUGCAGGCUGGCAUCGACCUCGUGCACUCGCUGCCUGAGGUGAGGCACUCGCUGCCUGAGCUGAACGAGCUGCAGGCUGGCAUCGACCUCGUGCACUCGCUGCCUGAGCUGAACGAGCUGCAGGCUGGCAUCGACCUCGUGCACUCGCUGCCUGAGGUGAGGCACUCGCUGCCUGAGCUGAACGAGCUGCAGGCUGGCAUCGACCUCGUGCACUCGCUGCCUGAGGUGAGGCACUCGCUGCCUGAGCUGAACGAGCUGCAGGCUGGCAUCGACCUCGUGCACUCGCUGCCUGAGGUGAGGCACUCGCUGCCUGAGCUGAACGAGCUGCAGGCUGGCAUCGACCUCGUGCACUCGCUGCCUGAGGUGAGGCACUCGCUGCCUGAGCUGAACGAGCUGCAGGCUGGCAUCGACCUCGUGCACUCGCUGCCUGAGCUGAACGAGCUGCAGGCUGGCAUCGACCUUGUGCACUCGCUGCCUGAGGUGAGGCACUCGCUGCCUGAGCUGAACGAGCUGCAGGCUGGCAUCGACCUCGUGCACUCGCUGCCUGAGGUGAGGCACUCGCUGCCUGAGCUGAACGAGCUGCAGGCUGGCAUUGACCUCGUGCACUCGCUGCCUGAGGUGAGGCACUCGCUGCCUGAGCUGAACAAGCUGCAGGCUGGCAUCGACCUCGUGCACUCGCUGCCUGAGCUGAACGAGCUGCAGGCUGGCAUCGACCUCGUGCACUCGCUGCCUGAGCUGCCGGAUUGGAUCUGCCGCAUUGGAUCUGCCGGAUUGGAUCCGCCGGAUUGGAUCCGCCGGAUUGGAUCCGCCGGAUUGGAUCCGCCGGAUUGGAUCUGCCGGAUUGGAUCUGCCGGAUUGGAUCUGCCAUCGGUGCGCCAUGGUGGAGUGCCUGCCUGCUCCUGCAUCUGGCACAGUGUGGGCGACGUGACCCUGGUGCAACUGCCUGACCUGCCCUCGCUACACCAUCUGGUGGAGCACCUACAGAGUGUGGGCGACGUGGCUGAUGUGAUGAGAAACACUCCCAUCGGGCCCUCUCCUUGUUUCCCGCUCAUUCAGACCCUGGUGCAACUGCCUGACCUGCCGUCCCUGCGGCAUCUGGUGGAGCGCCUACAGAGUGUGGGCGACGUGGCUGACGUGGCAACGAUGAGGAGCGGUGCACUCGCCAUGCGCACCCACACGCCCUCCAUCACCGUGGCCGCCCAGUUCAAGAACCUCAGAGUCUUUGGGGCUAAUUCAGAGAGCCAGCAGAGUGGAGCGGGGGUGGGGGAGGGCAGCAGGCAAGGGGGAGGGGCAGACGACGAUGAAGACAUAUCGGGGCUGUCCACAAGGCUCAGACAGAUGCAAGCUACAGGCGAUGCUACAGUCGUGUCAGUGAGUGUGAAGCACCUAGCCCGCAGUCUGCAGUGCUACCUCACCCGCCCAGACGCCUCCUAUUGCGGCGUAGCACCCAACGAGGCAUGCCUGCUCAUGAUCUUCCAAUACGCCGCCUCCCCAAUCAGCCUACAGUACCGCCUGCCUCUCCUUGACCCGGGUUAG